AACAAAGUAUACUCUAUGCCUCGAGGCAAGAUGCUCGGCGGCUCCAGUGGCAACAAUUAUCUGAUGUACUUGCGCGGUUCUCGAAAAGAUUAUGACGGAUGGCGAGAGUUGAGCAACGAAGGGUGGGGUUGGGACAACCUUCAGGAAGCCUCAGACUGCUGA
Molecule: messenger RNA, 162 nt
Organism: Hyaloscypha bicolor E
Lineage: Eukaryota; Fungi; Ascomycota; Leotiomycetes; Helotiales; Hyaloscyphaceae
Exons: 1
Molecular function (GO): oxidoreductase activity, acting on CH-OH group of donors; flavin adenine dinucleotide binding
Source: RefSeq, a predicted model, not a curated record